Messenger RNA from Homarus americanus (American lobster), 3265 nucleotides. RefSeq names its product splicing factor 1-like. Gene Ontology annotation, cellular component: nucleus. Lineage: Eukaryota; Metazoa; Arthropoda; Malacostraca; Decapoda; Nephropidae. Gene Ontology annotation, biological process: regulation of mRNA splicing, via spliceosome. Bases 136 to 2268 code for a protein of 710 amino acids. The record is from RefSeq and is a predicted model, not a curated record. The transcript has 8 exons. Gene Ontology annotation, molecular function: mRNA binding; zinc ion binding.
CAGGGCGGCCAUUUUGUAUAGACGGUCGAUAUGGAUAGAAGGUCCCAAGCAUACCUAUCUUAUCCAGUUAUUUGAUCCUCGAUACAAAAUUAGAGUGUGUUUGAAACAGCUUAUUAAAAACUUUAGCCACCGAGGAUGAGUGGAGCCAACAGUACGCCUCUAGGAAGGAUGAAUCCAGCCAUUGGUGCAGGGAAAAAGGUUGCCCCUAUUGGCUCGUCACUCCUCAAGCCAAGCUACAUGAGUUCUGGUGGACCCUCAAGUACAGCUUCUGCAACUGCUGCUGCUGUUGCUGCUGCUGCUGCUGUCUCUGCACAAAUCAACCACAGUCAAAAUCCCGGAAAGAGGGAAAGUGAAGCUAGUUAUGAUGCAGAACAGGAAGAAAGAAAGAGACGUAGAAAAUCAAGAUGGCAGGGCGAUGAGAAGGACAAGACCUUCAUUCCGGGUAUGCCGACGGUACUUCCCAGUAACAUGUCAAAAGAUCAGGAGGAAGCUUACUUGUUGCAGCUGCAGAUUGAAGAAUUAAGUCGACGACUUCGCUCCAACGAUCUGGGCAUCUCACCUAAUCCUGAAGACAGGUCACCGUCACCUGAGCCAAUUUAUAAUAAUGAGGGUAAGCGGCUGAACACGAGAGAGUACCGCACCCGCAAAAAGCUGGAAGAUGACCGUCACAAUUGCAUAACAAGAAUGAUGAGUAUCAAUGCUGAUUAUAAGCCACCCGCUGACUACAAACCUCCAGUAGUGAAGGUUUCAGACAAAGUGAUGAUCCCACAAGAAGAACAUCCAGAUAUCAACUUUGUUGGCCUUCUUAUUGGUCCACGUGGAAACACACUCAAGGCAAUGGAGAAGGACACAGGUGCAAAGAUAAUAAUUCGGGGCAAAGGAUCUGUUAAGGAAGGCAAGGUUGGACGUAAGGAUGGUGGACCCAUGCCUGGAGAAGAUGAGCCUCUGCAUGCAUAUGUUACUGCCAGCAAUCCAGAGAGUGUCAAGAAGGCUGUUGAUAGGAUUAAGGAAAUUAUUCGACAAGGUGUUGAGGUGCCAGAAGGCCAAAAUGAUUUGAGAAGGAUGCAGUUAAGAGAACUCGCACUUCUUAAUGGUACCUUACGUGAAAAUGAUGGACCAAGAUGCUCCAAUUGUGGAUCUAAUGCUCACAAAUCAUGGCAGUGCCCCGACAAACCUAAUGUCACUAACAAUGUUGUUUGCACAAGUUGUGGUGGCACGGGUCACAUUGCUAAAGAUUGUCGACAGCGUCGUGGACCUGGUGCUCCUGCCUCUGUUGAUCGGCAAAAGAUUGAUGAGGAGUAUAUGUCUCUGAUGGCAGAGUUAGGUGAAGGCCCUCCUCCUCCUCAAAAUAAUGAUCGCAAUAGUAAUCGACCAACACCUCCAGCGACCAACAGGAGUCUCUUUGACCGCCCACAGGGGGCUCCACGUCCUCUAAUGGGCCCUCCACCUCGCUCUGAACCUCAAACCUCGGUGAAUAAUCAGUUCAACAGCAAUAACCAGAACCAAGGAGGGAUGAACCAGCAAAAUUCUUGGAAUUCCAAUCAGAUGGGAGGACAAGGAGGUCCACGCCCUUUGUUAGGUAACAGCAAUGGUCCUCCUAACCUGAAUCAACCACCACCAGGAAUGCCUUGGCAGCAGCAGCAACAACAACAACAACAAUCACAACAGCAGCAAGGUCCAAACAGUUUCCAAGGAGUACCUCCCCCAAAUUUACUGCAGGCACCACCACCUCCCCCACCACCCACAACACAGAAUGGACAACAACAGCAACAGCAACAACCAAGUUGGAUGGCUCAAGCCCCACCAGGCCCACCUGGUGGUCCUCAGGGUCCUCAAGGUCCUCAAGGUCCUAGCAAUCAUGGUGGUCCCCAUGGCGGUCCACCAAAUGGUCCACACGGAGGUCCCCAUGGUGGCCCUCAUGGUGGACCACAUGGUGGUCCUCAUGGAGGGCCUCAUGGAGGUCCACCACAUGGUCCCCCUCCACAAAUGAACCAUUGGCAAGGACCUCCUCCAGGUCCUCAUCAUGGACCUCCAGGAAUGGGAUGUCCCCCUCCUGGACCAGUACCACCACCACGGCCCGUUGGACCACCCCCAGGUUGGGGCUGGAAUGGCCCACCACAGCCAGUUGGCCCACCACCGCCACCUCCUCCUGGAGGUCCUGGAGGCCCAGGAGGCCCUGGGGGUCCUGGAGGUCCUGGACCCAGGGGACCUGGUGGUGUAGAUCUGGGAGCCCUUCUAUCAGCACCGCCCCCACCUCCACCGUCGUAAGUAGACUUCCUACAACAAAAGUACAAAUAAUUCUCUGCCACUGAAUGAUGCAUACCCAAGGACUUCCAUACCAAGGGUUACCUUCUGAUGCAUACAUGUACAACUAUUCAAGAAGUUUUAGUGAGGCAGUAUUGCCCUUUUAUUUUUAUUUUUUUUCUUCAGUUGUAGCUUUAUUCCAUAAUGAAUUCUAUAACUGGAAAUAUGGAAUUACAGUAAAAUGGUGUCCUUAGUGAACACAUACAGUAUGGUAGGAUGAACUAAAUGCUGCAGAUAUUUUAUUGUACAAAUCCUUUUUAUGAAAAACUAUGAAACUGUAGCUUAUAUAAGAAUAGGAAAAGAUAUCUAUGGUGACCUCAUGAGGAAAAUAAUUAUUCCCUUCAGUGGAAUAGAUUUUUCUUGUGUCCAAUUAACUUUUUCCCUCGUGAUUUUAUUUCUGUAAGAAAAUCGCAGUUAUCUGUGGAUUGUGUUAUGAAUGAAUAGGGGUAAGAAUUUUUUUUUUAUUAAAUCUUGAAUCAUCUGUAUGAAGGAGUAAAUAGUUGUUGCUGUCAGUGUUUAAGUUAAUUGUAUUAUUAAUUUUGUGUAUUUUAAGUCAAAUCAUAGCUGUUUACUAAGAAACUCAUGGUGUGACAUGUCCAGAAAUAUGUGAAAGUUACACAGAGCACUUGUAGUGAAUGCCUAAUAGGGAAGGUAAUCCUUAAAAAUGACAAAUCCUCACUGAUUGUGCUCCUGCGGUGUAGACUGUGAAUCCUUAGAAAUUAGACUCGAACAAGAAAAAAAAAUGAAAGGAUUUGUAAUCAUGAAUUUAAGUGCAGAAGUGGAUGAAAUUUUCUUUUGAAGAAGAUACGCAGUUGACGCAUUGUGGUGCAUAAUAAGGUUUUGAGAAUAAAUAACAUGUUUCAAUUAUUAAAUUAAAAGUUUAUUUAUACAUCAUGUAUGAUGCCACAAAUCUUUCCUGUAAAGAAUUGUGAAAACCUGUACAUAAAGCACUGACAAAGGG